AUGCUGGUGCUACGGUACUUGGCAUCGUUUUAUCACUACGUCAACUACGAAGUCAGUGAUCCACGGGUCAAUGAUUGGUUCCUGAUGAAAACGCCCUGGCCUGGCGCUGCCAUCCUGGGGCUGUAUCUGAUGUUCGUGCUCAAGUGGGGCCCAAAAUGGAUGGAACACAGAAAACCGUUCCAGAUCGACACCAUCAUCAAGUACUACAAUCUGGCACAGGUGGUCAUCUGUGCGUUCUUGUUCGUGGAGGGAUUCCGACUGGGGUACCUGCGCGGCUAUAGCUUUCUGUGUCAACCGGUCGACUACUCACCGACAGAGAUACCGACCAUGAUCGCGCGGCGCUGCUACUACUACUUUCUCGUGAAGGUACUGGAUCUGCUGGAUACGAUCUUCUUCGUACUGCGCAAGAAGCAGAACCAGGUUAGCUUCCUGCAUGUGUACCACCACACCGGCAUGGUGAUGCUGAUCUGGAGCGGCGUCAAGUGGUUCCCCGGUGGGCACGGUGUGUUCAUGGGCUUCAUCAACAGCUUCGUGCAUGUGGUCAUGUACGCCUACUACUUCCUCACAUCCGCCAAUCCCAAGAACAAAAAUAACCUCUGGUGGAAAAAGUACAUCACCCAGCUGCAGAUUAUCCAGUUCGGCAUGAUCUUCCUGCAGUGGUUUGUGCUGCUGUUCCAGCCCAACUGUACCUUCCCGAAGUGGCCACUGUUUGUGAUUCUGCCGCAGAAUCUCUUCAUGUUCUGUCUCUUCCUUGACUUUUACUACCAAGCGUACAUCAAGAAGAAACCGACCGACGUCGCACGGCGGUCUGGUGGCGGUGCGGUCGCAGACCUACCCCAGAACGGUAUCCACACGUGCGGUUCCAACGGCAAGGCGUCGAACGUCGAGUACAACGGUAAGGUGAGCAGUGACGCGGACUGCACAAAACGCAACUCAUCCAAAGAGGUGCUGACCUCCUAA
Molecule: messenger RNA, 960 nt
Organism: Anopheles marshallii
Lineage: Eukaryota; Metazoa; Arthropoda; Insecta; Diptera; Culicidae
Product: elongation of very long chain fatty acids protein 7-like
Exons: 4
Coding region: 1-960 (319 amino acids)
Biological process (GO): very long-chain fatty acid biosynthetic process; sphingolipid biosynthetic process; fatty acid elongation, polyunsaturated fatty acid
Cellular component (GO): endoplasmic reticulum membrane
Molecular function (GO): fatty acid elongase activity
Source: RefSeq, a predicted model, not a curated record